AUGAUCGACGUCGUCGAUCCGCGAAAAUUUCGUUCUUUUUGUCUUCGUGGCGAAGGACGAGCAAAUUUUGUCAUUAGUGCUAAGCACACGACAUCAGGAAUAAGAAUUGUCUGGAGGUUCGCAAAGGCAAGAAAAAGUGGUCUUCUAACAUGGAAGGCUAAAAGUGAAUUAGUAAAUCAAUAUAUGGAGCGGUUCGUCUCUCCUUUUUUCGACGCGCGGUUUCUGGUAAAUCCAAAAAUCAUCGAAAUGGCAGUUACUGAUGUCCACCAAUUAGCAAAGAUCCCUUCGUUACCAGCCAAUUUCAAGAUCGAAAAAUUUGAAGAAUUAUUAGCCCUUCCCGAGGAUCUGUCGUUCUUCCCGUUAAAUAAUGUACCGAGAAACGUCGUGAGGCUUUCCGCCUUGGAAAUGUUGGAUGCUACAAGAAUUCCGAAACACCUCAUUUCCUAUAUUGGACCGACCAUCACGGUAGAAAUCAAGCCUAAGCAAGGAUUUUUCCAAAAUCAUGCCUCAAUUGAUCUUCCAUUCUGUAAUAAUUGCAUUCUACAGCUCGAGAAAUGCGGCUCGGACCAUUACGAAGAGAUGUACGAUUUCUGCCCAAUAGACCUCUUCUCGGGAAACCUAUCUAGAAUGAAGUCUGCUCUUGAGGCACUGUUGAAAGUUCCACACAGGAACCUACGUAUUUUCGUCGACGGAAACCUGAUACACUCCGACGAAUCUCUUCUUGAUGCCACUCUUUUUUCAACGACCUUAUUUCCUAGUGGACAGGGGAACGCAGAUGACUUGAUUACAGCGCUGUGCCUCGUGCUGGCAGGAUGUGAGGAUGUUCGCGACUUUUCCUUACGGGAUGACUCCGUUCUUGGACAAAUUCUGGUGGCGCAGAAGAUUGAUUCAGUGGGUAUCGUUAAAGCUCAUCAAAUAUACAAAAGUCUUCCAGCUGCCGUGCAGAAAGAAUUGCACGACAAAAGUCGCCUUCCUGUUAGAGGUCUAGAAGUCCUGGAGGCAACAGAUGAUCGAGCUCUUCUAGAGCAGUAUCUCUUAGCUGCAACGAUGAAGGAUUGUUCCAUAAUGGCUUCUUUCCGAUUGGUACCAUCAGGAACGUAUCACACUCCUUCAGGUGUUGAUGAAGCUCAAAUGAUCAAGCUGGCUAAUGGCUUGUGCUUCGCGUAUUCCGUGAAGAUUGUUGAUUUAGACCCUAAGAGCCCUAAAAAUUUAGUCAGUGCCUUUGCAAGAUUUAUGGCCGGGGUUAAAUUGAUUCGUCUUGAAUCCGUUACUAGAACUCCCUGUGUUGAAUCCCUGUGA
This is a messenger RNA of Haemonchus placei, 1299 nucleotides long. The record is from the annotation of a GenBank genome assembly. Lineage: Eukaryota; Metazoa; Nematoda; Chromadorea; Rhabditida; Trichostrongylidae.